Messenger RNA from Plasmodium relictum, 339 nucleotides. Its product is annotated as conserved Plasmodium protein, unknown function. The record is from RefSeq and is a predicted model, not a curated record. Bases 1 to 339 code for a protein of 112 amino acids. The transcript has 2 exons. Lineage: Eukaryota; Apicomplexa; Aconoidasida; Haemosporida; Plasmodiidae.
AUGGAAAAUAAUUUAGAGAAAAAAGUUGAAACGAUUGAAAAAUUAAAUGAAACAGUUACUGUAAAAUGUGUAGAGAAAAAUGAUAAUAAUGACACAAAAAACACAAAUGAAUUAAUUGAAGAAAACCAAGACAAUUUCACCAACAAAAAUACAAGAAUAUUAAUAUCAAAUGAAUCUAAAAAAAAGUUUACGAAAAAUUUAUUUAAUUCAAGUUUUCAUAAAAACUUAUUUUCAGCACCAAAGUAUCAUCCACAUUUUCUGUUGAAAAAUUAUACUAUUGAAUAUAUGGAUCCUGUAAUAAAAAAAGCAAAAGGAAAAACAUUUUUGUGUUGUUGCUAA